UAACUGAUGAGGAAGUGAAAGCUCUUCUUAUUCUUUCAUUUGAAUUCCCCACGUUUUGCUGUUGGACUCAGGGCUGAAAUGGGGAACAUUCCAUUGUAUCGACCUUCACGGCCAUUUAGGAAUUUUGUUUAGCAGACCGGUAAGGAAGAUCAGGAGGAGAGUUCUUCAGGACGGUUUGGGCACUAAAACUCAAAGAAUGGAAGGACCCGAUAGAACCUGCACGAUGAACAACGAAUAUAGGAACAGCUUGGCCAACAUGGAAGAAAUCAAUCUGGAGGAUGCAGACGGAACCAGCGUAGAAUUCAGAGUUCUGAUGGCCUACGCACAGCGUCGACUGUCUGCGAGCAAAUAUGGGCAAUUAUUGGAAAGAGAAUCCGGAGUCCAGGAGGAAAGGAGAGAGGUUGUGCCAGCUGACACUCUGGCCAAGGAAGAAGUGACCCUCCCAGAAAUUUCUCCAGAAGAUCAUAAACCACCAAAGCCAAAGGACCAGAAGGCAAAGAAGAAGAAGAAAGCAAAGACGAAGACAAGAACCAACUGGAAAUACUUUUGUGUUCCUUCUUGCCUAAGGCCACAAACAAGGGCAGCCAGGAACCUUCAAGUAUCCUUAAAGCAGGACUCUGUCAAUGGCCAUGCCAUGAAGCUGAUCCCCAGGAUUGAGGGUUUAUCAGAUGACCUGGAUAUCUCUCGUGUGGCAGAGAGACUCGUUGAGAUAGUGGAUCAUUCCAGAUGUCCCGGUGGGAAGAAGGGCACCCCAGUACUGGAACGUGCAUUGAGUCUAGAAGAAGAUGGUGGCUUAGCCAGCAAGCCAGUCCCACCAGCUGGGCUUGAUGGACUGGACAAUGAAGAAAAUGUUAUUGAUGCAAUUGUUGCCUUGUUACGGAAGUCAGGAGAUGAGCUGGAGGAAGAGAUGAGGAAGGAUAAGACCUUCUGUCAGAGUAUCUGGAAUAUGAUGACCUCCUAUGCCUUCUUCAGGAGAGUGACAGACCAGUUCCUUGAGGAGAUGCCCAUAGACUCCACAGUGAAUUCAGAGGAUGAAGUUAAGAGCAUGAAAGUUGCAUUGAUUAUGGAAGCCACCACCAGACUCACUGCAGUGGACAAUCAUCCCAUGAAUCUUGUGCUGGGCUUUGGAACAAAAUACCUGCAGGAAAACUUCAGCCCUUGGAUCCAAAGCCAAGGGGGAUGGCUAAUAGCCUUAGGAUUACCAGACCAGGAAGAAGUUGAAUGAGGAAAGGAGCUCAUCUUCACGAGUGUUGCUUAAUACGGAGAAAAGUGAUUGGGACGUGAGAGGAAAAACUUAGUCACUCUCAUGAUUGCCUCCAAUACGGGGAGAUGAUGGUUCAUGGAAUCUUUUUGAAGACCAGCAACUGCAGCACCAGAUGCCAUGGGACAAGGACAGGAUCCGCAAUAUCUGUUUUAAUCCUGCUCAACAUGAGCAAGAGAUGAAAGAGCCACGCAGCUCUUAUUAUCGCAGGGACCCGAAGCCUUCUGGUGGAAUCAAGCUACUUAUUUUGCAAAUUUGGCUUCUGGAUCUAAGUUAAGCACGCAACCCAUCCUUGCUUCUUCAGCCUGGAUGAGAACUGAAGGCUGCCUUGAAGGAUGGCUGCCUUGAGCCAGGAAUGUGAAGGCAAACAUUGGGUUGCCACAAUCUCCUUUUCCUGCAGAGGUGUCUCAAGGGUGGGGUUCCGAAAAGGCAAGAUGGCUAUGCCAUCUUGAUUUUUUGUGAGCCCCCCCUCCCCAGGACGUUGUCAGAAUGGCUCAUCAACUGCUUUCUAGCUCUUUGGUGUCACAGUCUUGAGAUGCUUUUUUCUUUUUAAUUGAACAGAUCUCUCGCCCCCUUUCCUCGGGAGGUUUGGUCCAAGUGUAAAUAGAAAAUGGCACAAUGGGUUUAGACAAAGAAGGUGUAGUAGGGAUGAUGGACCUGAUUUUGAAAGGGAUUAAAUCCUAAAGAGAUAAAAUUAGCUUAAGUCACAACAAUUGAUUUCGAUGCACAUAAUCAAGAGAAUAAUAAAACAAGUGAUUUCCCUUC
Molecule: messenger RNA, 2026 nt
Organism: Thamnophis elegans (Western terrestrial garter snake)
Lineage: Eukaryota; Metazoa; Chordata; Lepidosauria; Squamata; Natricidae
Gene: BCL2L14
Product: BCL2 like 14
Exons: 6
Coding region: 197-1225 (342 amino acids)
Biological process (GO): regulation of apoptotic process
Source: RefSeq, a predicted model, not a curated record